UUAGUCAUGUAUAGUAGGGAUAAUCCUGUCAGGUCAGACGCUUCUGUUUCGUAUCACAGGAAAAUCUAUGCGAACUUCAAAUGCAGUUUAUUUGUUUGAUAGUUCUAGUUCUAUAAUUACAUUCAACAGUGUAAUUUUAUUAUUUUUUAAAACUGUGGAAGGGAAAAAAUUUGAUUUAUACUAAAAACUUAUACAAGUGUCAACAAAAUGAUAGCUGUAAUUGCUAAAGUACUGUUGAAGGAGUUCAAAUGUAUGGAUGAUAUUUAUCUAAAUGCCGCUAUAUAUAAGCAGAUUGGAAGAGAUUCAUCCGUGAAGAAGAAAGUAGAUAACACUUUCAAAAUGAGAGUUCGUGCCAUUGUUAAUAAAAACAUUAUUUUUCGUAAAACCUUAGAGAAAUUAAUGUUGAAAAAAUACGAGUCUUGUCAGAAUUUCAAAUAUAAGUGGGAAAAAUGCAGUUCCGAAAUCGCAUCGACAGUAAAUUGUAAAUGCAGGAGAAAUAAAUUAAAGAACACUGGGAGAGAAGUCAAAAAAUUUGAACUUCUUGAUGGCAUCAAGAAACAUGAAAAGAAAAAUGAUGAGUUAAAAAAUAAAAAACAAUAUAAUACAAGAUCAAGAAAAUUAGUGAAAGAAAAGGAAAAUGUAUAGAAAACAUUGAGAAAACAUUAUUGCUUAAAUGAAAUAGAAAAAUAUUUUUAGAUGAUUUUGUUUAAUUAAAAUUAGUUUGUAAGCUUAAUUCCAAUGUAUAAGAAAUAUUUAUACUGUUUUGAUUCAAAAGUAAUAUUAUUUGUUUGAAGAAUUAUGUUUCAUAUAUUCUGUUUUGGUUUAAACAAAAAAUAUAUUUAGGAAAUUGUAUGUUUCA
Leptopilina heterotoma is the source of this 859-nucleotide messenger RNA. RefSeq lists its product as uncharacterized. The coding region runs from base 208 to 645 and encodes 145 amino acids. The record is from RefSeq and is a predicted model, not a curated record. The transcript is spliced from 3 exons. NCBI's taxonomy places the organism in Eukaryota, Metazoa, Arthropoda, Insecta, Hymenoptera, Figitidae.